AUGAAAUUCCUCACUCGUGGAGCCUCUCUUUUCACCAGCGCCGUACGUAUGGCCUCCGAAAAAGCUCGGACCAAGGUUUUCCGUUCAUUUCUCAGUUCGACUUGUCUUAUCAUAUUUUUCAGGUGUUUUUCGAUGUAAACAUCGCAGACGAGCCGGCCGGAAGAAUCACCAUUGAAGUCGGUUAUAUAAUACAUGUUUUCAUACGUCUUUGAAGUAUUGGAAUAUAACGAAUUUUUUUUCAAGCUUAUGUCAACUUAUUGAGGCUAAUCAUUGACUUGUGUCAUUUGUUAUCUUCUCAGCUUUUCAACGACGUUGUUCCGAAGACGGCAGAGAACUUCCGAGCUCUUUGCACAGGCGAGAAAGGUGUUGGACAAAGCGGCGUCCCUUUGCAUUUCAAAGGCUCGCGGUUCCACCGCAUCAUUCCGGAGUUCAUGAUCCAGGUUUCCUUUCUUCAUGAAUUCGAAAAAAACUUUUGAAAAAAAUCGAAAAUUCAGGGAGGCGACUUCACCCGUCAUAAUGGCACUGGUGGCGAAUCAAUUUACGGUCACAAAUUCGAGGUUUUCCUUCUUUUUUCACUUAUCACAAAGUUUUUACAGGAUGAGAACUUCAAACUGACUCACACGGGACCCGGAGUUGUCUCCAUGGCCAACGCCGGUCCUGGAACCAACGGAUCUCAGUUUUUCAUUUGCACCGUCAAGACCGAUUGGUAAUAAAUAACGGAUGGUUGAGGUACAGUGGGAAUUCCUUCAGGCUCGACGGAGGACACGUCGUUUUCGGACAGGUUACUGAUGGCAUGUCUUUGGUGAAGAAAAUCGAGAAAGUCGGCUCCAGAAGCGGCGCUCCAAGCAAGACGGUCACGAUUGCGGAUUGUGGAGAACUCAAGGAAUAG
Messenger RNA from Caenorhabditis auriculariae, 889 nucleotides. The record is from the annotation of a GenBank genome assembly. NCBI's taxonomy places the organism in Eukaryota, Metazoa, Nematoda, Chromadorea, Rhabditida, Rhabditidae.